AGUCUGAGACCUCCAGGUGGGCUAUUUGGAGUUCAAGAGUCUGUACUUGCAAAGCUGAACCACAUUAAGAUUUGAAAAAUAAAAACCGGGAGAGCUGGCCGGAACUGCAGGGUUCCAGACUGUCAAUGACAAAGCUCUGAAGCCAAGACCCCAGGUGGUGAGGCCUCUGACAAUCGGCCACUCAGUGAAGACGUCCUGUUUAGCUGCGAAUUUACUUGGACCUCAUUGGCUCAUGUCUCUGUCAGUCACACGGGGCCUGGACAUGGCGGUCGCCGGCCGCUGGCAGCCUCCCCGGCCCUGCGAGGUCUACCGCGCCGAGUGGGAGCUCUGCCGCAGCGCCGGGCACCUCCUACACCACUACUACGUCCACGGCGAGCGGCCGGACUGCAGGCAGUGGCUGCGCGACCUGGCCAGCUGCCGCGAGUGGGAGGAGAGCCGCAGCCCGCAGGCCCAGCGAUCGCUCUGUGAGAGUGAGCAGGCACGGGUCCAGGCUGCACAGAAGCAGACUCUGGUGUGGGCUUUGAGGCAGAGACCCCCUGCAGACUGGAAUCUCCCUCUGCCACAGGAGAAGGACAAGUGAUGAGUGACAAGCAAUUGCAAGCGGGCUCUUGACCUGGACUUUGACCUGGAAUACAUGGACGGCAUUCCAGCUCUAACUGACUGUUGCCCACCUGCAUCCGGGCAUCACGCCACUGUGAUACUCUGAAAGACACCUGUGUCCACAAUCCCAGGAAGCCAAGCACUGUGGCGGGUACCUGUGAACAGCCAGGUUGGUCCAUCGUGUCCAUGCCACCUCCCCUGAGAACACCCACACUGGAGGUGGCAGUCCUGAGGUGUGAGAGCCUCAGGUACACAGUGGCAGCCCUGACCUGUGUGGAUACGUGGCACAGGAGUCAGAAAGGUUGCUACAUGGUUCUGCUGCAAAUGGCUCUUUUUGAUCAAGAGAAAUGGACCUCCAUGUCUUGGGUUUGGUGAUUACUGAGUUAUUAAAGCAUGGCGCUUGGAUACUUGCUCAGCUACGCUGGAGAUACAGUAGAGCAUGCUCAGUGGGCAGGGCAACUUGCCCCUCUGCAUCAGCAACUUUUACUGAUUUUACAGACUUUUAAAAAGAAAUACACACAGCCUUGCAGGAACCACAGAACCUGGGGUCAAGAAAUCCAAGUCCCAAGCAGAAAGUCAGACUUCAAGUCCAAAGAAUAUGGGACUGAGGCCUCCUGAUUCCUCCUCGUCAUGAAUGUAUUAAAAGCUGUUUCGCAUGUUCCAUUCCAAAAGCAACCUGAAAAUUAAAGCCACGUUUGUUACAAUUUCUACCUGUCCUAGUUAGGGUAUCAAUUGCUUCGAUGAAACACCGUGACCAAAAGCAAGUUGGGGAGGAAAUGGUUUAUUUAGCUUAUACUUCCAGAUUGUAGUCCAUCAUUGGAGGGAGUCAGGACAGGAACUCAAACAGGGCAGGAAUCUGGAGUCAGGCACUGAUGAUGCAGAGGCCAUGGAGGGUGCUGCUUACUGUCCUGCUCUCCAUGGCUUGUGCAGCCUGCUUUCUUAUUAAACCCAAGACAACUAGCCUAGGGAUGACACCACUAACAAUGAGCUGGGCCCUCAUCCAUUAAUCACUAAUUAAGAAAAUGCCCACUGGGUGGUAGUGGCGCACGCCUUUAAUCCCAGCACUCAGGAGGCAGAGGCAGAGGCAGAGGCAGAUGGAUCUCUGUGAAUUUGAGGUCAGCCUAGUCUACAGAGUGAGUUUCAGGACAGCCAGGGUUACACAGAGAAACCCUGUCUCAAAAAACAAAACAAAUGCCCUACAGCUGGAACUUAUGGAGGCAUUUUCUCAAUUGAGGUUUCCUUCUUUCAUAAAUCCAACUCAAUGGUUCUCAACCUUCCUAAUGCUGCGACCCUUUUAUACAGUUCUUCAUGUUGUGGUGACCCCCAACCAUAAAAUUAUCUCAUUGCUACUUCGUAACUGUAAUUUUGCUACUGUUAUGAAUCAUAAUGUAAAUAUCUGAUAUGCAACCUCUGUGACAGGGUUGUUUGACCCCCAAAGGAGUCUCAACCCACAGGUCUAGAACCACUGCUAGCUUAUGUCAAGUUGAUGUAAAACUAGCCAGCACAAUGCCCAACAGUGCUAUACUCAGAUUAGUAUUUCAUUCUUUUGUAGUAGUUUAAAUAUUUACUUAAAUACACACAUGUGCCUGUAUGUAUACAGGUGCACACAAUUAUGGACAUAUACCAAUACACGGACACCUACAUGUGCCACACAUGUGUACAUGAACGAGGAUGCACAUAUGCACACACGCACACACAUAAUGUAUACACACACACAGGUGCUCGAGUGCGAACAUACAUAAGCAUGUAUACACAUGCAUACUCACAUAGGCACACACACAUGCAUGUACAUGCACACAGACACAUGCACUCACUUAUACAUGUGCACAGGCACACACACAGAAGAACACUAGCUCUUAGAGAGGUCUCUUUAUUACUAAGAUGUCCAACUGUCUUGUGGCUGCACUGCAGGCCUUGUGUGAGAUGCUAAGGCAGUCUGGUCCAGCUGCAUGCCCAGCACUCUUUCUGUAGCUUUCCUGGACAUAAGCAGUCGGGUGACCAUCCCUGAGGCAGAAUUAUGGAUCUCUUCAGAAAGGAUUCAUUGUAAAAUAAAAUCUCCCUCCUGAGCGUUCUACACCAUUGUAAAUGAUGGCACUUGGGUGCUCACAGGAACUGCAGAGCAAGAACGAGUCUAAUGAGAAGGCAGGGCUUGCCAUUUCCAGGGGGCGGUCACUUGGAGGGGAGGAGAGUCUUCAGAGUGAACAUUUCCAGGCAGUGAGGGCAGAGAAGGUGCUAGAGAGUGGCAGUCUGCUAUCUGCAAGGGCAGCUGUUACCUUGUUGAGCCAGCUCCUGUACCAGUUCAUGAUGGAGUCCUUGUGUGGCCACACUUCCUGUCACCUGCUUCUCUGUUCCAAGCUGUCAAUCCCACACCAACAUAGAACUUGGAUAGAAUUUUCCUGCAUUUACCCUGUGUUCAUUCAUUUUGUUGUUGUUCAUUUCCAUUUGAGAAACAAAAGCAGGACAUUGUGUAAGGGGGGCCUGGGAGUCAGCACAGAACACACCCAGACUCCAAAUUCUCAGCCCAAAGAAGACUUAUUACCCUGGUUGGACAAGUGUGGGGGGGAAGGGGGGCUGCCUCUGGACAAAGACAGACAACAGGUGUUUCUGCAGGAGUGGUUUUUAAGGAGAAAAAGGGGGAAGUCUGUGCUGGGGUGGGUUGGAAAGUCCUGAUUAGACAGGUUAGCUAGUGUAGCCAAAUAAUGGAUUUUGAUUGGUAGACCUUGGUGUUUUAGUCAGGGUUACGGAAGUGGCCAAAUAAGGGAAUAGAGCUUGUGGCUAGCUUUAGGAAUGUAAUCUAAGAGUUUAGCAAGGGGCAGGGAAGGGGAAAGGACAAGACCUGCUGGCACCAUGUUUGUGAUGUUUGGGCCUGUUUGAGAGCCCUUCACAUUAUACAUGCUCAAUGCAUACUCUACCACUGAGCUGCGCCAAACAAGAUCACAGCUUUGAGACUGGCAGGUUGACUUCCAAAGGCCUAUAGUGGUUUAAGGGAAAGACAUACAUCAGUAGAGUUUCUGGUUGGGAGUGAGGCUCAGAGGUGCACAACUUGCCUUGCUAGCACAAGGACCCAAGUUUGCUCUCCAAGCACUGCAACAAAUAAAAAGUGAGAGUUAAAACCA
This is a messenger RNA of Peromyscus californicus insignis, 3716 nucleotides long. RefSeq names its product chromosome unknown C22orf39 homolog (gene CUNH22orf39). The record is from RefSeq and is a predicted model, not a curated record. The coding region runs from base 233 to 580 and encodes 115 amino acids. Lineage: Eukaryota; Metazoa; Chordata; Mammalia; Rodentia; Cricetidae. The transcript is spliced from 3 exons.